CGGCCGCUUGACGUCACUCUCAGGAAGCGGCAAAAUAGUGCUUUCAGCGUUGAGUCGGCGAGGUCGCGUCAUAUUUAACUUUCAAAGAGCUAAUUUUAAGGCUCACAGAACACAAUAAAGAUAUUCAGUGCUUCCGGGUAUAUUUAAAUUAAGGACCAAACAUAAUUUUUUUCCCCCCUGAGGGUUUUCAUCGUCAAAGAGUGUUUCAACAAUGCCGAGAGGAGGCAAAAAGGGCCAUAAGGGCCGUGGGAAGCAGUUCAGCAACCCCGAGGAGAUUGAUCGGCAGAUGAGAGCUCAGAGGGAAAUGGAAGCAAAUGAGGGGGCUGAACGUGGAAGUUCAUCAGAAUCUGAAGAGGAGAGCAGCAGUGAUGAUGAACCAAAAAGGAAAGGUGUGGAAGGACUGAUUGAAAUUGAGAAUCCCAACAGGGUCUCCCAAAAGAGUAAGAAGGUUGUAGAAAUAGAUGUCAAUGAACCUAAAGAGCUCUCACGCCGGGAAAGGGAGGAGAUCGAAAAGCAGAAAGCUAAAGAGCGAUACAUGAAGCUGCAUCUAGAGGGGAAGACGGAGCAGGCCAGGGCAGACCUUGCCAGGCUGGCCAUUAUAAAAAAGCAGAGGGAGGAGGCAGCAAGAAAGAGAGAAGAGCUGAGGAAAGAUAAAGAAGCAGAAGAGGCGAAGUCGAAACGCUAGUCCAAGCAUCAGUACACAGGACGGGGCUUUUCUGGGGAGGGAGGGAAGGGGACUAGUUAUUUAGAGGAGACAGCUCAGGGGAAUCUAUACAUGUCAUUCUUCCAGCCAGCCAAGGUUGGAGGAUUUGGACAUUUAUAGGAAGUCAAAUGGGAGGUGGUUUAUGGUGUUGGAGUUUGUUGGGUUUUUAUUUUUAAUACCACCAAACUUCACUCACCUUAUCCCUCUCCUGACACAUUCACUGUGCUCAGACUCUAAAGCUGCUGGAGUUUACUCUCAAUUUCUACAUUUCUAUGUUAUCACCAUUACAUUAGACUGGGAUGUUAUGGAAGAGUGAGGUAGGGUUGCAGGUGUGCUCACAUGAGCUGACGGGGAAGAAUGAAGCAGGUUGUAGAGUGGAAAACACUAACUAGACGUUUCGUCUUUUUAUGUAAAGAACAACAUCAGCCCUUCUACUGUACUGUUCUGUCAAUCUUUGUGGCCUCAUUCUGUUUAAGUGCAAAAUGCAUCUGUAGUCAAAGGUUAAUAGAAGGUUAUUUUGGUUGUUACCUCUUGAAAUCAGGGCAUGCUGGAACCUAAUGCUGCAGGUUACAUCAUUUAAAAUGUUAUUGUUUUUAAGUACUUAAACACAAUAUAAUGCAAUUUCACAGAAAAAGGCAUCACUAUCAUCAGGACUGUAUUAAAGUAGCUGGUGGAGCUGUUGCAUGUCUGCUGUCACCACAUCAUCUUCUAUAAUGCCCCUCUGCUCAGGGGUUUUCCAUUUCUCUUGAGGUGGGACCAUUGUUUCUGUCACUACCAGACUCACUGGUGUGUGUCUUCAUAGUAUUUUGAAGAGUUUUUAUGCUUUAGCCCGUUACUGGUACCUGACUUGCCUUGACCAUUUAAGGAAAGCAAUAUUACAUAGAUGAUGCUUAUGGUGCAACAUUUUUUCCAGUUCUUAAACACAAUUAUUUACAAAGUAUUUUAACAUUUGUAAAGCAUUCACCAGUACUGAAGUAAGUAUUUACGUGGGGUAUUGAUAUAAAAUCAGUGGAAUUCCUUAUUUCAAACUUGUAUACAAAUAAAUAAAUAGAUAAACGAA
Molecule: messenger RNA, 1763 nt
Organism: Puntigrus tetrazona (Sumatra barb)
Lineage: Eukaryota; Metazoa; Chordata; Actinopteri; Cypriniformes; Cyprinidae
Gene: pdap1a
Product: pdgfa associated protein 1a
Exons: 6
Coding region: 212-685 (157 amino acids)
Cellular component (GO): cytosol
Molecular function (GO): RNA binding
Source: RefSeq, a predicted model, not a curated record